Molecule: messenger RNA, 2286 nt
Organism: Kuraishia capsulata CBS 1993
Lineage: Eukaryota; Fungi; Ascomycota; Pichiomycetes; Pichiales; Pichiaceae
Exons: 1
Coding region: 1-2286 (761 amino acids)
Biological process (GO): peptidyl-threonine phosphorylation; peptidyl-serine phosphorylation
Cellular component (GO): cytoplasm; nucleus
Molecular function (GO): protein tyrosine kinase activity; protein serine/threonine kinase activity; ATP binding
Source: RefSeq, a predicted model, not a curated record
AUGUCAGCUUUUCCUUUCGGCCAAUCGAAUGGUCAGGGCAACAACAUGGGCUACCAAGGGUUCACGCAACCCCAGCAGAACACCCAAAGAAUACCCCAAUCGGCCCUUCCACUACAGCAGAACUAUAAUCUGGAAGGCCAGAUGGUGGAUCCGCUAAGCCAGCAACCAAAUACACAGUUUCAGCAACCAGGGACGUAUCAACAGAAGUAUUCUGGUACCAAUAUCAACCAGUGGCAGCAUCCUCAGCAACCACAGUCGGGAAUGUCCUCAAUGCAAACACCAAGACAGGCGAUUCCCUCGAAACAGAAGCUAAGGGGGUUUUCUGAGGUGGAAUUGUCACCCUCUUUGGCGAGACACCAGUCCGAUAACGUGUUCAUGGCCUCUAAUAGCCAAUCGGUACAAUCAGGAGCGACAUCCACUGGGUUCAAGAAUCCGUGGUAUUCCCCAUCGUCUGCGAACGUCACCAACAGAUUACCUGGGCUACAGACAUCGAACCAACAGGAGCCACCUUUUCUGAUGAUGAGCCCCUCGAGGGUUCCUUCGUUUGCGAAUGCCCUGCCUACGACUUACGAAUAUGAAGGGAUGCAACAACAACAGCAUCAACAACAACAGAUGCUGCCUGUGGCUAGGGCACAGGCCCCGAGACCACCUUCUGACUACUUUGCAGAACCGAACAACAAGGCUAACGAGCUUAUGAGAAGGCAAUCAGUAGCCACGCCCUAUAGUUCGAUCCAUGGAUUUGAUGGAAACAGUUUUGAUUAUAAUCCACAUCAGCAGCCUCAAUUGCCUCACAGAGGUUCGUUUGCAAACCAGACUCCUCAGCGUUUGCCUGCACCAAGGAUGACCAAAGUAAGGGCUUUGAGCGAUUUGCAUCCGAACGUGAACCUGAAGCCGAAAUACAGGAGGGCUUCGGCUACUAAUACCUUAGUAUCGCCUCUUGAGGCUCUUACGACAGCUUUGGCGCUUACAUAUAGUAUGUGUCGGUCUGACUUUGACUACAAGUCUUCCAAGAAUCCAAGACGAGUGCUUACCAAGCCUUCCGAGGGAAAGAGCAAUAAUGGUCACGACAACGAGGAAAGCGAUUACAUCUUAUACGUUAAUGAUGUCCUUGGAUCACAGGAUGGAAUGAAGUAUAUGGUACUUGACGUACUGGGGCAGGGAACCUUUGGCCAGGUGGUGAAGUGCCAAAAUCUUAAAACGCAAGAGAUUGUUGCUGUUAAAGUCAUCAAGUCCAAACCCGCAUUUCUGAACCAAUCGUUAACUGAAGUGAGCAUCUUGGAGCAUCUCAAUAAGAAGGUUGAUCCCGAAGAUCAACACCACUUUCUUAGGCUGAAGGAUAAGUUCAUCCACAAAAACCACCUGUGUUUGGUCUUUGAAUUAUUGUCUUCAAACCUGUACGAGCUUAUCAAACAGAAUCAAUUCAAAGGAUUGGCAUUGAAACUGGUCAAGAAGUUUACUGUACAGUUGUUGGACUCACUCAAAGUUCUCAAGUCUGCCAAGAUAAUUCAUUGCGAUCUCAAACCAGAGAACAUUCUGCUGAUCACGCCCGACAAACCGCUUCUCAAGGUCAUUGAUUUUGGUGCUGCAUGCCACGAGAGGCAAAUCGUUUAUGCAUACAUCCAGUCACGCUUCUACCGGUCCCCUGAGGUAAUUUUGGGACUAUCGUACACAAGUUCGAUCGACAUGUGGUCGCUUGGAUGUAUAAUUGCGGAGCUGUUCUUGGGAACUCCUCUGUUACCUGGAGCAACGGAAUACGGCCAGAUCUGUCGUAUUGUUCAGAUGUUUGGUAUGCCACCUACUUGGAUGAUUGAGAUGGGCAAGAAUGCCCAGAACUACUUUGCCAAGGAGGUAGUUUUCGAUGAAAGAACAGGAAAGCAGCAGAACGUAUACCGCUUGAAAACGAUUGAGCAGUAUUCCCGCGAGUUCAACGUGGAGGAGAAACCAGGCAAAGAAUACUUCGAAGACAAGGAACUACCCGAUAUCAUCGGCAAAUACCAGUUACCAAAGAAGAAUAUGACCGAAGCAAUGGUGGAGAAAGAAAUGCACCAGCGAGCUAUUCUGAUUCAUUUCCUGCAGGGAAUUUUCAAUUUGAACCCGCUCGAAAGAUGGACACCACAGGAAGCGGCAAUGCACCCUUUUGUCACGAACCAGCCCUUUUCGGGCUCAUGGUCUCCACCCUCAGCCAAUUAUUCUGACCAAUUCAGACUCGAGAAGCAAGACAGACUUCGCAGCAUGGAGAUCGAUCCGGUCUCCUUUGCCGAGCAACAUCCUCAGGAGGGUGUAUAA